Messenger RNA from Cetraspora pellucida, 3885 nucleotides. The record is from the annotation of a GenBank genome assembly. NCBI's taxonomy places the organism in Eukaryota, Fungi, Glomeromycota, Glomeromycetes, Diversisporales, Gigasporaceae.
AUGCAAUUGAUACCACUUCCUCCUUUACCUUCGUUAAAUCAUCAACAAUCACAUCCUCAUAUUCAACAAGAUUCUAUACCAUUAAAUUCAAGGCCGCAUCUUCCUCCUUUACAACAUUCUAUAGAAUCACCUCCAUCUCAAAACCUUUCUUCAUUCAACUAUAAUCAUAAUUCAUCCAAUUCUAUAUCUCAACAACAACCUCCUUUACCGCAGGUAACGCAUUCUCAUCAUCAAUCAUAUCAACCACAACAACCGUCAUUGUCACAUAUACAUCAACAGCCGUUACCGCAGAACUCUCAUCACGUGCAUCACCAGCAACAUUUACAUCAUCAUCCUUCGCAUCAACCUCAUGUAUAUAAUAAUGAUUUGGUCUCUGAAAGAAGUCAACAUGAUCAUCAAUCUUCGGCUUCAGUUGCUUACAAUAAUUCUCUCAAUCGCCAACAAUAUUAUUCUCCAAUUUAUCCAAAUGAUAAUGGUUCUUCUCAACAAAUGAUCACUUCUCAACCUUCAAACAUGGUUCCUCCUCACGAUCAUCAGAUUUCGGGUGUCAGAAAUAUCCAAAUGCAACAUCCUCUUCAACAUCCUUCUCAACAUCCUCUUCAACAUCCUUCACAACAUCCUUCUCAACAUCCUCUUCAACAUCCUUCACAACAUCCUUCUCAACAUCAACAUCCUCAAUAUUCUCAACAUCUUUCUCAACAUCUUUCUCAACAUCCUUCUCAGCAUCCUUCUCAACAUCCUUCUCAACAUCCUUCUCAACAUCCUUCUCAACAUCCUUCUCAACAUCCUUCUCAACCGGUACAGCAAAUGUCUCAACCCUACAAAAAAGCUCAGCCGGUUCCUUUAACUGAUCAUCAAACUUUGUCUCAAAUUCCGUCGUCUUCUCCUAAAUUGCACCAUUUACAACCUUCUCAACAGCCAUCUGUUAUGCAAUAUCCUCAUGAACAUCGGGAAGCUUCUCCAUCUUAUUUGGCUCCUCCGCAUCAAUCUGGAAGUAAUUCAUCCGUAUCUACUCGUUCUUCUUCUCCUGCUCCAAGUACUCCGGUUGCUUCUUCCACAAUCCUUUUUUCUACUCAUAACAGCCCAAAUAGUAACUUGCCUCAAAUUGUUGAAAAAUCUAUUGAUCAAAGUGCUCCAUCUAAAAAACGCCGCCAAAAACAACCAAGACCUAUCGCUCCUCUUGGUCCUUUACCCAAUCAACAACCGGUAACAACCUCUACUCAAUCUCAAUCUAAUGUUAGUCAUGAUGCUCAUGUAUUCGUACAGUAUGUAGUUCCAACUACUAAUCCUGUUUCGGAUACUGGUUCUCAACUUGUUUCUUCAAAACCAUUGACCCGUCCUCGAAAAGAUAGUAUAGUUAAUGGUGUAGUUUCUUCUUCACCUUCUUCUCAAAGACGUAGUAGAAAACUUAAGGAGGCUACCGUACCAAAAAGUUUUAUAGAUAUGAAUGAAGAAGAAAAAAAGAUUAAUCGAUCUUCACCUGAAAUUCCUUCUGAAAAUCCUUCUUCAACUGACAUUAUAACAAAUCAAAAUCUUAAACGUGAUUAUUCUUGUCUACCUGAAACUCAAGUUGUUGAUUCUGAUAAUAAGAGAUAUAAAGCAUCUCAAGAAAUUAAUGAUGGUUCAACUAUGAUGAAUGAUGUUAUUGUAUCUAAGGAUGAAAAUAUUGAGACUGCUUUGAUUUUAAAUUCAUUGAAAAAUAAUAACAAUAUUUGUGAAAAAUCAAUCCCUCUCAUUUCUACAACUUCAUUAGUUGUUACUAAUGCCGACGUAGAUAUUAAUACAAAUGUUGUCGAUAAGAAUGUUAUUAAUACGAAUGUCUUUGAUAUAAAUAUGGUUACAAAUGUAGAUAUGAACGUAGUUAAGAAUCUCGAUGCUAUUAACGUCAAUACGAAUGUAGAUAAGAAUGUUAAUACGAAUGUAGAUAAGAGUGUCAAUAAGAAUGUCAAUACGAAUGUAGAUAAGAUUGUCAAUAAGAAUAUCGAUGCAAAUGUUAAAGAAUUAUCAAUACAUGAGGAGAAAUAUGUUAAAGAGGAGAAUGAUGAUGACCCUCAGGUGAAAUCUAUUAAUAUUUCUCGUAGUGGUUCUUUUAACUCCUCUAAACGGUAUCAAUCUCCUGUUAAAAAGUCUUCUAAGAACAUUGAUAAAAUGAUUUAUGAUAAUAAUAACGUUGGUAAUCGUGUUAUUAAAAACAUUGUACAUAUUAAACAAGAGCAUAUUUCAAUAGAUAAUGCAGGAAAUGAUUCUGAUAAUGAUUUAGCAAUGGAUGAUGAUUCGGACGAUGAAGAGUUACCUAAACGAAAGCAAUCUAUAAAUGAUAAAAAUGAUAAUGAUAAUAACGAUCAAUGGAAUAGUGACGAUAUGGAAACAGAGGAAGAAGUUGAAGAAGAAGUUGGAAGUUUUCAAACCAUUCCUUCGAUAGGUGGUAAUAAUGAUAAUAUAACAUUGGUUUAUUCAUCACCUCCUUCAUCGGCUUCUCCUUUGUUAGAUACUAACUGUGUUAAGGUUGAGGAUGUUAGUCGAGUUAAGGUUGAAGAUGUUAGUCAGGUUAAGGUUGAAGAUGUUAGUGUUAGUCGGGUUAAGGUUGAAGAUGUUACUUCAUCUAGUUCAACAUCUAGUCAUGGUAGUAAUAAAUCAGAUGUUUCAGAUACUUUAUCAGCAUCACCUACAAACGUCAAUGGUAAUGGUAAAUCUCAAAGACCUUAUCCUACUAGACGUAGAUCUACAAUGAGAGACGAUGAAAAAUUAGAAUUGGAUGCAAUAGAAUGGGAAAAAAAUAUAGAGAUUCCUCAUCAUAUUUGGGAUGAAACGUUACGAGUGUUUGAAAUUGUAAAACAUUCUAAAGAAAUGAAGAAUAGGCAACCUCAUCGGAAAAGAAAUCAUAUUCUUGCAUCAAUUCUUUUUAUCCUUUGUAGACAGAAUGGACUUCCUCGUACAUUUGUGGAAAUAUGUAAUGCAGCGUCUAUUAGAAAGCAAGAAAUUGGAACUUAUUAUCGUCUUAUGCUUAAAGUAUUUGAGAAUAAUGGAUUAGGUGGUGGGUCUAAUGGUACGGUUGAUUCUGCUGAAUAUUUGAAACGAUGGUGUCAGAAUCUUAAACUUCCGUCACAUAUACUUGAUGCGGCUAUUCAUGUAUACAGACAAGCAAGUGAAUUGAAUAUCACAACAGGAAAAUGCCCGGUUUCAGUUGGAGCAGCAUCAAUAUGGUUAUCAAUUGCUUCGUGGAACGAGAGUCGUUCACUAAUUUGGGGUCCAAAUGGCAAUGAUGAUCACGAACAAAUAAAGUGUGAACACAAGGAUGUUGCCGCAGUUGCUGGUGUAGUAAAUGCCACACUUGUCGGUUGUUAUAAGAAUUUAUUAAAAUUCAAGGAAAAACUAUUACCACCAGAAUUUUUAAGAGAAGCAAAAACUAGGCCUCCAGAUAUUCUUAAAAGCGAUAUCAUUGAGACUAAUACUAGUAAAAAUGUGAAGGAUGAAAAUAUUGACAACAAAAAGAUUACGAAUAGUCCUUUAUUAGACAACAAUAUUAUAACUGGUAGUCCACCUCCUAUGGAUGACGUUGAUAAUUAUAAAGAAGCAGAAGAGACAAUAAUAUCGUCGCAAACAGUAAAAGACGAACAAAUAUCAAUAUCAACUAUAAAGACUGAAGAUGCAUCUGAUUCAGUAACAAAAAUGAAACCAGAUUCUUUUAGAGACAAUAAUGAUGAAAAAACUGCCACUAGACUGGCAUGGGAAUUGGACCGGACUGGGUCCUGUAGAUUUAGGAAUAUACGUUUAACGUUAAAAAGUAGAUUAGUUUGCAGCAAAUCACAAAAUCCACGGGCAAGAUCUUUAUCACAUGAUAAAAUUCCCGCAUUAAAAGAAAUUCUGGAGAUGGAAAUUUCAUAA